AUGCAGGAGUUCGUGAAGAUGCUAAACGAAGCGGAUGAGGACAUACUACUGCAUAAAUAUAACUACAGAAAACUGGUCGAAGGAAGAUGGUCGCCGAUUGAACAGGCCAAUGCUGUUUUCUACUGGCGAUGCUUGUUGGACUUUUGCAAAUCGAGGUGUACCACGGAAGCCGAAUGGUCCGAGUGCAGCUAUCGCUUAUUGCCGACGAUGCGCAACUUCUGUGAAAUUACCAAUAGCUAUGUAACUACGGCUCUGACAGGCGAUGAAAGCGAAGCACUGUUUGAAUUGAAGAAAUUCACCGUCCUGCAACUCUUCAAAAUGGUCCCUCUGUUCGAUCACGAUGAUCGAGCUGGAUGGAACUGUUGGCGCUGCCUGUGUGAGCAAGUGUUGGGCAACAUGGAGCUGAAGCUUUCCACCGCCAUCGUCAAUGAAAUUGUAAUGAAAAUGUUCAAGCAUCUUUGGCCACUUCCGGAACAUGCCGAUGAGGCGUUAUCAAGCAUAUGCGACUUGACAAGUAAUAUCAUACAUCGGGCAUUAUUCCCCAAUGCGACAGUAAUAAUGGCUGCGAAUCAGUCGAUGCUGUUGGAUGCUGCAGGGAAUGAAACAAUGUCGUUGGAUGAGGGAUGUCAAAUAAUUCAAUUUCAGUUGGACGAUGCGGUGCUGUAUCGGUGUAUGAUGAUUGUAAGUGCAAUGAUAAAAACAAAUCGCUUCAGAAAAAUGAACGCUUUGUUGCAAGGAGUACUGGAUAAUAUAGUAUGCCCUUAUUUGCCUCAUUGCUUACUGGCAUAG
Gongylonema pulchrum is the source of this 789-nucleotide messenger RNA. The record is from the annotation of a GenBank genome assembly. Lineage: Eukaryota; Metazoa; Nematoda; Chromadorea; Rhabditida; Gongylonematidae.